AAAGUCGAAACGCAUGACAUGGAAAAGUGAAUGGAGCAGAUGAGGGAAGGCGUGGUCGAAGGACUCAUAAAAGGGCAGACCCGCAGAAAGUCUACAAAAUAUUCCCAGUCACGAAAAAACCAAUGGAAAUUUCAAGCAAGAAAUUAGUGUCGGAAGGAAAGAGCUGGAGCAUAUGCAAACUCCCUUUCUGGAAUUCAACCAAUUUUUCUUCAUCAUCUUCAUCAUCGUCUACCGCUUACUCUUCUUCAUUCAGGCCGCGCCACGACAAUGUAUUUGCAGGCGCUCAUCAGCACAGUAAUCUUCACAGCACCUCCUCUACCAAGCCCACUUCCAUGAACAUCAAGUCCUUUCUUCCCACUCGUCGCAGGCUCAGUCUUGAUCCCUCCAACAAGCUCUAUUUUCCCUAUGAACCUGGGAAACAAGUGAAAAGUGCAAUCAGAAUCAAGAAUGUUAGUAGGACUCAUGUUGCCUUUAAGUUCCAAACAACUGCACCAAAAAGUUGUUACAUGCGUCCGCCAGGGUGCAUACUUGCUCCGGAUGAAAGUCUCAUUGCAACAGUUUUCAAGUUCGUGGAGCCUCCAGAGAAUGAUGAGAAAAUAGUUGGGAUGAAGAGUGGGGUCAAGUUCAAGAUAAUGAGCCUAAAAGUAAAGGGGGAUAUGGAAUAUGUUCCAGAGCUGUUUGAAGACCAAAAGGAUGAAAUAGCAGUGGAACAGAUACUAAGAGUAGUCUUUCUUGAUCCGGAGCAACCUUGCCCUGCAUUGGAGAAACUUAAUCGUCAAGUGGCAGAGGCUGAGGCUGAGCUUGAAGCACGCAAAAAGCCUUCAGAAGACAAUGGCCCUAAAUUUUUUGGAGAAGGCCUGGUUAUAGAUGAAUGGAAAGAAAGGAGGGAAAGGUAUCUAGCACGACAGCAGGGUGAUGAGCUGAAUUCUGCUUGAACAGAUUUAGCCUAACUUCUCUACUGUAAGUUGAAUCCUUCUGGGAGGGCACAGAUAGAUAGACCGAGAGGGUAUAUACCGCUUCUUUUGUUUCCUUCAGAAGAGGAAGUGAUAUUUCGACAUGCAUACAAAACUUUGGUUUCUCUGGCACACCCACUAUGCAGGAAUACAGCUUUGUUAUUUCCUUUCCACCCGCCAAUUAGAAGUGCGAUUCGUUGUUUGUAGCAUGUAUUUGGAUUUGAUCUUCAAGGCAGUUCUUUUUCUUUUUUACUUUCAAAUGAUCCGUGUGCCUGUAUCAUUGUUGAUGACAUUGUAUGAUUAUCCUUUUUCUGUAUAUGGAUUAUAUAUUCACUACAUAACUUUUUGAUGUUCCUAUAUGCUAUUAAGUUUUGGAAUUUCAAUAUUUGUAUAAUACUUUUUUUUGGAAUGUAAAUAUAUAUUCACCCAAAUGUAGUAUCACAACGUGUCC
This is a messenger RNA of Cuscuta epithymum, 1404 nucleotides long. NCBI's taxonomy places the organism in Eukaryota, Viridiplantae, Streptophyta, Magnoliopsida, Solanales, Convolvulaceae. The record is from the annotation of a GenBank genome assembly.